AUGCGGCACUUCGACGCCUGGGUCGUCCGAGACCCGUAUUCCAUCUGGCACUACUACUCAACAGGCCAUCGAUGGCAAGAUACCAUUCGAUCGAUGAUCCAAGAGCGCAAGAUCUGCUCGCCGGUCCCGGAAAUCAAGCUCCCGGCAGUGAACCCAUACACCGACGCCCUGAAUUCUCAGCCCAGCUGCGACUUACUGCAACGGCUUCCGCCCGAAAUCCGCCAGAUCAUUUGGGGUUACGUGUUUGGGAAUGAGACCAUCCACCUGGUUAACGUCAAGGACAAGAUUCGGCACGUCCGCUGUGCCUCGACCUCGCCCUCUCUUACCCAUCAUCGCCACUGCUGCCCGCUCACCCCCGCUCGGUGGCGUGUCUACGAUGGGCGCAUUCCAGGACACUCGGACAGUCUCCUCUACCCUCAUACGCAUGAGCUUCUGCCGGACAGGUUGAGCAACAGCGGGGCUGCAUUGCUGCGCACCUGCCGAGCCAUCUACGCCGAGACGGGAGAUUUGCUGUACCGAGACUCGACCUUUGAUGUGGAUGAUCUCUACACUUUCAUUGCGUUUGCGAAAGCCAUUGGGCCCUACCACCUUCGUGCCAUCCGGAGCCUCACCGUCCAAUGGACGCCUAUGUGGCAGCCCCUCACCGGGAAAGACCAUACCUCAUCUAUUUAUUCGCACACGCAUAGCGACGCGCUGUGGACCCAGUUCUGGGACCUCGUCUCCUCCCUUCCAGCUUUGCAGUAUCUCAAUCUCAGUUUCGACCUGGGCCGUUUCACCGGGGCAGUCACGGGCGGGGGCACGGUGGUGGUGGCGGGACAGCGGCUGCCGCUCCUCCUCGCGGAAUCGUGGCUUUUGCCUUUGUUGAAUGUGCGGGGCUUGAAAGGCUUCGAGCUUGCCAUCACUGCGCGCUGUGACUCGGCCGCCAAGGGCGUUAUCGAAGGUGAUCUCGUCCGCGAUGCCGGGGUGUUGAGGGACCAACUGCGGGCUGUGAUGUGCUCUCCUGCAAGUGUUCCCCUUGAGGACAUCAAGGAGCUGGGGUUGGCCAAUGUGACUUGUGCUCUGGAGGCCCUCCGGGAUGAGCCAGUGCGCAGGAGUGGGCCUCGACUGGCCAUCACCGCUGCAUAA
This is a messenger RNA of Penicillium chermesinum, 1125 nucleotides long. RefSeq lists its product as uncharacterized. The record is from RefSeq and is a predicted model, not a curated record. NCBI's taxonomy places the organism in Eukaryota, Fungi, Ascomycota, Eurotiomycetes, Eurotiales, Aspergillaceae. The transcript has a single exon. Bases 1 to 1125 code for a protein of 374 amino acids.